AUGCCUUACAACAACUUCUACCUCACCACGGUGACAAACGCUAAGGACUAUAAUGCAGCGAGAACUGCCGUUAAUCCUCUACUUGCAACGAACAGCUCCGUCGCCAGCAGUCCUUAUCAGCUUCCUGUUAACGUGUCUGGCAUGAACAUCUUCCAGUUAUCUGCUUCCAUGCCACAGGCAGCCGCCGAAUUCAUGAGAAACAAGGAGGGACCCGCCGAUCUGACGCCAGAUGGGGAUCCGUCAAUCGAACUGAAUCCGAACGCUGUCAGUCCAAGAAGAUUUGUUGACUACGCCACUAGUGAGCAGCUUCCCCUCUUUUGCUUCAUAUUCUUCUUUUUGUUCAUUAUCAUAGUUUCUUCUCUUCAUCCUUUAACUCGUCCUGCCCCCAUUCCUCCCCACAUUUUGAUUUUCCUGUUUCUUAUUUCCACCAAUUAUUUUGCCCUUUUAUAG
Messenger RNA from Dibothriocephalus latus, 450 nucleotides. The record is from the annotation of a GenBank genome assembly. NCBI's taxonomy places the organism in Eukaryota, Metazoa, Platyhelminthes, Cestoda, Diphyllobothriidea, Diphyllobothriidae.